Humulus lupulus (European hop) is the source of this 475-nucleotide messenger RNA. Its product is annotated as homogentisate solanesyltransferase, chloroplastic-like. Lineage: Eukaryota; Viridiplantae; Streptophyta; Magnoliopsida; Rosales; Cannabaceae. The record is from RefSeq and is a predicted model, not a curated record. Bases 41 to 286 code for a protein of 81 amino acids. The transcript has 4 exons.
UAAGAUACCAACAUUUGCUACGAAGCUCGGAGUUAGGAACAUGGCAUUCCUUGGCUCCGGACUUCUUCUCCUAAAUUAUGUGAAUGCCAUUGUUGCUGGAAUUAUGUUGCCUCAGGUUUUCAAUCUGAGUAUUAUGUUGCCCUGUCAUGCGAUAUUGGCAUUGUCUGUAAUGUUCCAGACCUGGGUGUUGGACCAAUCAAAUUUCACCAAGGAGGCAUGCCAAAGAUUCUAUCAAUUCAUUUGGAUUCUUCAUUAUUCCGAAUACAUUGUAUUUCCUUUCAUAUAAGCAAGCCAAAUUUUGCAAUUUAAUCCUGGUGAAUAUUUUCAAUGUCGUUAUAAUUAAGUGGUAUUGUUAAGGAAGAUUCUCGGUCAUCCUAUAAUUGCCUCAUGAUUUUAAACAUAUUACUUUUGUUAAUUUGUUUCCUUGCUUGUGCAUACAUGACUGGAUCGAGGUCAUAUUUUAGUGUUUGGUUUG